AUGCAAAUACCUACGGUUGCAUCCAUCGAUACAGAAGCUGCAGCAGAGCCGCAACACAACGUCAACGACGACUUCGACGACGUCUUUGGCUCCGAGCCUUCCUCCCCCGUCCUAGUACCAUCUGCGGAAAACACUGGGCUUGAUGAUGCAUCGCAUGCCAGAGGAGGAGGCAACACCGAGUGGUCUGAUAUCCCGCGCCUAAGAGAGAAGCAUGAGACGGAAGGAUACAGAGAUGGUGUCACGAGAGGCAAGGCGCAAACUGUGCAGCAGGGCUUCGAUGAGGGGUAUGGACUGGGUGCGGUGCUCGGGCUACGCAUUGGGAAGAUCCUUGGGUUGUUGGAAGGGAUAUACGCGGCUGUGAGAAGCUCGGCGGGUGUUGAGGCAGCGGAGGAGUGGAGGGGGGAAUCGGAGAGGUUACAGGCCUUGGUGGAGUCGGCGACGGGGGAGCUGAAGACGGCGGGUGUUUUUGGGAGGGAAUAUUUCGCUGAGGAUGGGAUCUGGAAGUAUGAGGUUGAGGGUGAGAGGGAUGGAAGAGAUGUCACAUUUCCGGAUGUCGCGGGCAGUCAUCCAUUGGUUAGGAAGUGGGAAGAGCUUGUGGCCGGGGAGGUCAGGAGGUGGCAAUUGGACUUGGAGAUUAUGGAGCAUGAAAAGGAGGAGAUUGAGGGUGAGAAAGUGGCAACUGCCAAGGAAGAAGUCCCGGAAAGAACAGCGCCUGGUGCAAGGAAGGGGUUAAAUUGGUGA
Messenger RNA from Amorphotheca resinae ATCC 22711, 741 nucleotides. RefSeq lists its product as hypothetical. Lineage: Eukaryota; Fungi; Ascomycota; Leotiomycetes; Helotiales; Amorphothecaceae. The record is from RefSeq and is a predicted model, not a curated record. Bases 1 to 741 code for a protein of 246 amino acids. The transcript has a single exon.